Zootermopsis nevadensis is the source of this 1594-nucleotide messenger RNA. It is a transcript of the gene Lrr47, whose product is annotated as Leucine-rich repeat 47. Lineage: Eukaryota; Metazoa; Arthropoda; Insecta; Blattodea; Termopsidae. The record is from RefSeq and is a predicted model, not a curated record. Gene Ontology annotation, cellular component: cytoplasm. Gene Ontology annotation, molecular function: protein binding.
ACAACAUUUCUUGCUGUUCAGGUUGUCAACUUGUCCCGCUGCGUUUGUGAAAUGUUUGAAAUGCUUGUAUUUAGAGGUUAAGUGGUAAUAGUAAAACAAUUCCUGGAUUAUAUUGAAGCCGGUUUUAUUAUAAUGAAGAUUGUUGGAAAUAUUGAAAUAUGCAACCGUUUGCUUCCGUCCCUAAACAUAUCAGGGAAAGGACGUAAACAGUGGUCUUCCCUAGCUAUAGGAAAGCAUCCAGGACCAGAGGCAGAACUGUUUAUAUUACACCAAUCAGCUCAAAAUAAAUUGGGGACGAAAUACAAGGUGAAGAAAAACAUUGAACAAGUAUUUACUCGUUUUGUAAACGAAGGAAAGGCAACCAUCAGAUUCAAGCAACCACCUCAUGACGUCUGUAUUAUAUGUGACUCCUUACAACUGAAACUAUUUUUGAAAACAUUGAAACUUGGUUUGGGAGAGAAAGUGCCUCCAAGAUCAUUAAUGCUAUCCAAUAUUACUACUACAUCCAAGGUACCACCUAUCCCAAAAACAAACCUUGUCAUAUUAUCCAAAGCAGCGUACCCUACAUUGGAGGGUUUUCCUAGAACUUUGCAGGUUUUGAAGAUAAACCAUGCAAUGCAGAAAAGGUUUGAUAACAACAUUCUGCGCUUGCAGAACCUUAAAUUGCUAGACCUCAGUCACAAUGAUCUGACAUGUUUGCCAGAGGAGCUAGGAAUGCUUCCUUCUCUGGAAUGUUUGUACCUUUCUCACAAUAAGUUUGGUGAAACUCCAGCUCAGGAUUCAAGAUGGAAUUGGAUCAGUGGCUUCAGACUGGCUAAAUCAUUGCAGGUGUUGGAUCUCAGUCACAAUGAGUUACGUCUGCUACCAAAACAAAUCUCCAAGCUGAAAAAACUCAGCAUUCUGAAAAUUGAGAGAAAUCAACUAAGCCAGCUACCUCCGGGUUUAGGCAAUCUUAUAAAUCUCAGGUCUUUGGUGGCUGGAUACAACAGACUGCACUUCUUGCCUGGCAGCAUAAAGAGGUUGCACUUGGAUUCCUUGGAUUUAGCUCCUAAUUCAUUUGAAUCUUUAAAUAUGAGAAAUGCAAAUAAUCUGGGAGUUCUUAGUCUUCUGGAGUGUGCUGCAAGAAAAGUUAUCGAAUGCAGGUUAUUCUACUCCCCAGAAAUCAUUCCAAGAAGUCUAGUAUUCUAUCUAGAUAAUGCUCAUUACUGUGUUUGUGGAUCUGCUUGUUUUGAGGUGUUCUUGAGAAAACAUGUUCCUCUCCAAUUAAACCACAUAGCCAAUACUGUAAUCUUGUCUCACAAUGCUGACACCAUUGUGCCAACUGACACAUUUUUCUGUUCCCAUAAAUGUGUUAAUAUGUGAUGGAAGUUGACCAGCACUGAAAUAAUGUACUUUAAAACCCCACUUUUGUGUAAGAACUUGGCAAAACACAUUGCCCAAUAAAUCAGUAUUUUAUAUGGAAGUGAUUUUAGUGAACAAAUAUAUGUAUUGUGGUUGGACAUUAUGCUUAGAGGGCAUAUAUGUUAUUACUGUACAAAGUUCAAUGUUUGUUGACUUGCCUUCUAAGCAAAAUAAAGUAUUUUUGUGCAUAAUA